CACUACCGACCAUGAAACCCAACUAUGUUUUCAUUCUCGUCUGUUGCAUACUCUCAAUUUCUCAGGCGACGGUCGCCACUCCGGCGGCUUCCAACGGCUUCCGGGUUCGCGCUGUUAAUCUCGGCGGCUGGCUAGUCACUGAAGGGUGGAUGAAGCCUUCUCUCUUUGACGCCAUUCCCAACAGAGAUCUCCUGGAUGGAAGUACAGUCCAAUUUAAAUCUGUUACGCUCGGAAAGUAUCUCUCUGCAGAGCACGGCGGCGGGACGAUCUUAGUUGCUAAUAAAAUUUUUGCUAUGUCAUCGGAAACUUUCAGAUUGUGGAGAAUCAAUGAGACCACCUUUAACUUCAGGGUGCACAACAAUCAAUUCGUCGGAUUAGACACGACCGACGGAGUCAACCUCGUGGCUGUCGAAAACACACCGUGUAUAUCGGAAACAUUUAUGAUUCUUAGAAACUCCGAUGACCCAAACCGUGUUCGGAUUAAGGCCUCCAAUGGGUUUUUCUUACAGGUAAAGACAGAGGAGCUCGUCACUGCAGAUUGUAAUGGGAAUGAGCGAUGGGAUGACGAUGAUCCCUCAAUUUUCAUCAUGACAACCUUUAGUGCAUUCGAUGGAGAAUAUCAAAUUACAAAUGGCUAUGGUCCAGUGAUGGCACCAAAAGUUAUGAGGGAACACUGGGACACAUUCAUAGUGGAAGAGGACUUCAAAUGGAUCUCCAACAAUGGACUAAAUGCAGUGAGAAUACCACUUGGGUGGUGGAUUGCUUACGAUCCGAACCCUCCAAAGCCCUUCGUGGGGGGAUCCUUGAAGACUUUAGACAAUGCUUUUUUAUGGGCUACGAAAUAUGGACUGAAGGUUUUAUUAGAACUGCACGCUGCACCAGGAUCUCAAACUGGUUUUGCGCUCAGCGCCUCCCGAGAUGGGACUACGGGAUGGGGCAUAGACAGCAUAUCGCCAACAGUUGCAGUCAUAGAGUUUCUGGCUGCUAGGUACGCGAAGAACCCUAGUCUAUACUCGAUAGGGCUGAUGAACGAGCCUUCGCUGUGGAUUUCACCAGAGACAGUGAUGUCGUACUACAAAGCCGGUUACGAUGCGGUUCGGCGGCACUCAUCCACGGCGUACGUGGUGAUGGCCACUCGGAUGGGGGCUCUAAACGUGACGGAGUUUCUCCCCUUCGCCGCCCAGCUCGAGCGGGCCGUCCUCGACGUCCAUCUCUACAACUUCGAUCACUGGACGGUGCACGACACCAUCAACGACGUUUACACCCACUGCCAAGAGGUGGUGAGUGCCGUGACAACCUCAAACGGGCCUCUUAGUUUCGUGGCAGAAUGGACGGGCGAGUGGAUGGUUCCGAACGCCACAAAGGAAGAGUAUCAGCGAUUUGUUAAGGCCCAGCUGGAAGUUUUUGAUCGGGCCACGUUUGGUUGGGCGUAUUGGACGCUCAAGCAUGUCGGGAAUCACUGGAGUUUGGAGUGGAUGAUCAACAAUGGUUAUAUCAAUUUCACAGCCUCUAAUCCCAUCUCCGAUCAUCUCCGCGUCUCCUCCAUCUAAUUAAUGUUAUUUGGCACUAAUAAUAUAUAAUAUCUACAAAUCUAAUAAAAGUUAUAUCAUAACCGCAACUAAAAAAAAUGUUGUUGUAAAUGAAUAUCUACAUCUACAAUUCUACAAAUCAAAUAAGAACCAAUAAAGUUUGGUUUUAACAGCAACUAAAAAAAAUGUUGUUGGUGUAAUUGUUUGUUGAAAUGAAUGGUUCAUAUUAUUUUGA
Ipomoea triloba (trilobed morning glory) is the source of this 1764-nucleotide messenger RNA. Its product is annotated as probable glucan 1,3-beta-glucosidase A. Gene Ontology annotation, molecular function: actin filament binding; hydrolase activity, hydrolyzing O-glycosyl compounds. Gene Ontology annotation, biological process: cell migration; actin filament bundle assembly; establishment or maintenance of cell polarity. Gene Ontology annotation, cellular component: actin cytoskeleton; cytoplasm. The record is from RefSeq and is a predicted model, not a curated record. The transcript has 7 exons. Bases 12 to 1550 code for a protein of 512 amino acids. Lineage: Eukaryota; Viridiplantae; Streptophyta; Magnoliopsida; Solanales; Convolvulaceae.